AGCUCGUCUCCACUGCUAACGAAGCGCCUUUGCAGGGCUGCUAAGCCCCUUGCUGCCUCUGCAAUUAGUGGGGUCAGCUCGGCCUCGUGGGUCGCAGGGAGCCCUGACCCUGGCGGUGCCGCGUGAGAGCCGGGAUUCGGCCCUGGGGAGACUUUCCCGCGGCAGGACCGGAGCUGCCUGUAGAUAAAGAAGCUCCUGGUCCAUUUGCAGCCUGAGAAGUAGUCUGUGGGGAUGUCCGUGAUGUGGGCAGACUGCCUCCACCCCUCUGCCCCGAGCAGGAUCAGAGCUUGACUUGAAGCUGUCAUUUUGCCCCCUCCAGCCCCUGCUCGGCCAAGUGAUGCCCAGACCUGUACAUGCUGCUUCUGGGCUUGCUUCCCUCUAGCGACGCGCUCUCGCCUUCCCUGGGCUGCCUGCGCUGGAAGAGAGAGGCAGGAGUGAGUAUGCUACAAAACACCAGCCUGGACCCAAAGGCCAGAGGAGUUUUGCAGUGAGGCGAGUUUCCCCUUCCCUGGCACAGCCCAUCCUCGAGUGGAUAAGCUUCUCAGCUGAUGAGCUCUGGGCACUGAGUUUCUCUGUGCUCAGCAGGUCUCAAGGUCCUGGCCCGCAAGCUAGAAGACUGAGGGCUGCCAUGGAAGAGAAUGUGUUCAGCGUGCAGCAGAUACAGCCCAACGUCAUCUCCGUGAGGCUGUUCAAGCGCAAGGUCGGGGGCCUUGGCUUCCUGGUGAAGGAGCGUGUCAACAAGCCACCUGUCAUCAUCUCGGACCUGAUCCGGGGAGGGGCUGCAGAGCAGAGCGGCCUCAUCCAGGCCGGGGACAUCAUUUUAGCUGUCAAUGGCAGACCGCUGGUGGACAUGAGCUAUGAGACUGCGCUAGAGAUACUGAGAAGCAUCGCCUCUGAGACCUACGUGGUCCUCAUCCUGCGGGGCCCCGAGGGCUUCACCACUCAUCUGGAGACCACUUUUGCUGGUGAUGGAACACCAAAAACCAUCCGCGUAACCAGGCCCUUGUGCCCGACUCCGAAGGCAGUUGACUUGUCCAACCCAAGCCUGCACAGCAAAGAGCAGCCACUGUCAGGAGCCGACCGCACCAUGGGCUCCCUGUGGGCCAGAGAGAUCAGGCGGGAAGUUGAGCCAUUGGUCCAUGUUAACGGUGUUGUUACCGACACGAAAGGGCAGGACACUGGGAAAGGGAAGGACAGUGCUUGUUGUCACCCUUGCCUCAAUGGUGGUGUGGAAGAUAACGAACUGCUCAAAGAAAUUGAGCCCGUCUUGGAUCUCCUGAAGAGCAGCAGUAAGAACAGCGAUGGAGAUGCACCCUUCAAGGUAGAGACAAGAGAUAUAGAAGUCCAGGUGGACUGUUUCAGAGAAGGGGAAAACAAGCCCCAGAAACCCUUACCUGCUCGGAUGGAGAACGACCGCGUCUUUGGCGAUUUGUGGGGAAAGAGCAACGCGCCCGUGGUCCUCAACAACCCCUACUCUGAAACAGAGCAGCCACCACCAUCAGGGCGGCAGUCCCCAACUAAGAACACAGUGAACGGAAGUCCUUCCAAAUGUCCACGGUUUGUCAAAAUCAAGAACUGGGAAACAGGCUCUGUACUUCACGAUACCCUGCAUCUCAAGACAGCAAUGGCUUCUGCGUGCACUGAGCAGAUCUGCAUGGGCUCAGUAAUGACCCCCAGCCAGCAUGUCCGCAAGUCAGAAGAUAUCAGAACAAAAGAGGAGGUGCUCCUUUUGGCUAAGGACUUCAUUGACCAGUACUACUCCUCCAUAAAGAGAUCCGGCUCCAAGGCCCACAUGGAGAGGCUGGAGGAAGUGACCAAGGAGAUCGAAGCAACAGACACCUACCAGCUGCGGGACACAGAGCUCAUCUAUGGAGCAAAGCACGCCUGGAGAAAUGCUGCCCGCUGUGUGGGCAGGAUUCAGUGGUCCAAGCUACAGGUGUUUGAUGCCCGAGACUGCACCACAGCCCAUGGGAUGUUCAAUUAUAUCUGCAAUCACAUCAAAUACGCCACCAACAAAGGGAACCUCAGAUCCGCUAUCACUAUAUUCCCGCAGCGGACGGACAGCAAGCAUGACUUCCGGAUCUGGAACGCCCAGCUCAUCCGCUACGCCGGCUACAAGCAGCCGGACGGGACUAUUCUGGGAGACCCAGCGAAUGCGGAGCUGACGGAGAUCUGCAUUCAGCAAGGGUGGAAGGCACCGUAUGGGCGCUUCGAUAUCCUGCCUCUGCUCCUCCAAGCCAAUGGCAAUGAUCCAGAGCUCUUCGAAAUCCCCCCAGAGCUCGUGCUGGAAGUGCCCAUCCGGCAUCCCAAGUUUGAAUGGUUUAAGGACCUGGGCCUGAAGUGGUACGGUUUGCCUGCAGUUUCCAACAUGCUGCUCGAGAUCGGUGGCUUGGAGUUUUCCGCCUGUCCCUUCAGCGGCUGGUACAUGGGCACGGAGAUUGGGGUCCGAGAUUACUGUGACAACUCUCGCUACAACAUACUGGAGCAAGUGGCCAAGAAAAUGAAUUUGGAUAUGAGGAAAACCUCCUCGCUCUGGAAGGACCAAGCCUUGGUGGAGAUCAACAUUGCUGUCCUGUACAGCUUCCAGAGUGACAAGGUGACCAUUGUGGAUCACCAUUCAGCCACAGAGUCCUUUAUCAAGCACAUGGAGAACGAGUAUCGAUGCCGUGGCGGCUGUCCUGCUGACUGGGUGUGGAUUGUUCCACCAAUGUCCGGCAGCAUCACCCCUGUUUUCCAUCAGGAGAUGCUCAACUACCGUCUCACACCAUCUUUUGAGUACCAGCCGGACCCUUGGAACACUCACGUCUGGAAAGGGGUCAACGGGACACCUACCAAGAAGAGGGCCAUUGGCUUUAAGAAGCUAGCAAAAGCUGUGAAGUUCUCGGCCAAAUUGAUGGGGCAGGCCAUGGCCAAGAGGGUCAAAGCAACCAUCCUGUACGCCACAGAAACAGGGAAGUCCCAGGUCUAUGCAAAAACUCUGUGCGAAAUCUUCAAGCAUGCUUUCGAUGCCAAGGUGAUGUCCAUGGAUGAGUACGACAUAGUCCACCUAGAGCAUGAAACCAUGGUCCUGGUGGUCACAAGCACCUUUGGCAAUGGAGAUCCACCUGAGAAUGGAGAGAAAUUUGGCUGCGCACUGAUGGAAAUGAAGAAUCCCAACUCCAACCUGGAGGAGAGGAAGAGCUACAAGGUCCGUUUCAACAGUGUCUCCUCUUACUCGGACGCACGAAAAUCUUCAAGCGACGGGCCUGACUCCAGGGACAACUUUGAAAGCACAGGGCCCCUGGCUAAUGUCAGGUUCUCUGUGUUUGGGCUGGGAUCGCGCGCUUACCCCCAUUUCUGCGCCUUUGCCCGGGCGGUAGACACCCUCCUGGAGGAGCUGGGUGGAGAGAGGAUCCUCCGCAUGGGAGAAGGGGAUGAGCUCUGUGGCCAGGAGGAGUCCUUCAGGACCUGGGCCAAGAAGGUCUUCAAGGCAGCGUGCGACGUGUUCUGCGUGGGUGACGACGUGAACAUCGAGAAGGCCAACAACUCCCUCAUCAGCAACGACCGGAGCUGGAAGAGGAGCAAGUUUCGCCUGACCUAUGUGGCUGAGGCCCCUGAGCUCACACAAGGCCUAUACAGCAUUCACAAAAAACGAGUCUUUGCAGCCCGACUUAUAACACGCCAGAACCUGCAGAGUCCAAAAUCCAGUCGCUCAACGAUUUUUCUGCGACUUCACACCAACGGACACCAGGAACUGCAGUACCUGCCAGGGGACCACUUAGGUGUGUUUCCAGGGAACCACGAAGACUUGGUCAAUGCCCUGAUCAACAGACUAGAAGACGCCCCUCCAGCCAACCAGCUGGUGAAGGUGGAGCUCCUGGAGGAGAGGAACACAGCUCUAGGUGUCAUCAGUAACUGGACAGAUGAGAACCGUGUCCCACCAUGCACCAUCUUCCAGGCAUUUAAAUACUAUUUGGACAUCACCACCCCUCCAACCCCCCUGCUGCUGCAGCAGUUUGCUCUACUGGCCACCAGCGAGAAGGAGAAGAAACAUCUUCAGGUCCUUAGCAAGGGCUUGCAGGAGUACGAGGAAUGGAAAUGGUCCAAGAACCCCACUAUCGUGGAGGUGCUGGAGGAGUUCCCCUCCGUGCAGAUGCCCUCCACACUCCUGCUCACGCAGCUCCCCCUGCUCCAGCCGCGCUACUACUCCAUCAGCUCCUCCCCGGAGAUGUACCCAGGCGAGGUCCACCUCACCGUGGCAGUGGUCUCCUACCGCACUAGAGAUGGUGAAGGACCAAUCCACCACGGAGUCUGCUCCUCUUGGCUCAAUCGGAUACAGACUGAUGAAGUCGUGCCCUGUUUCGUAAGAGGAGCACCAGGCUUCCACCUACCCCAGGAUCUCAAGGUCCCCUGCAUCCUGAUCGGCCCUGGCACAGGAAUUGCCCCUUUCCGGAGUUUCUGGCAGCAGCGGCUUUUUGAAAUCCAGCACAAAGGCUUGAAGCCUUGUCCUAUGGUCCUGGUAUUUGGCUGCCGGCAAUCCAGGAUCGACCACAUUUACAAAGAGGAGACGCUUUUUGCCAAAACCCAAGGUGUCUUCAGAGAGUUGUACACAGCCUACUCCCGGGAACCGGACAAACCAAAGAAAUACGUGCAGGACGUGUUACAGGAGCAGCUGGCCCAAACAGUGUACAAAGCACUGAAGGAGCAGGGAGGCCAUGUCUACGUGUGCGGGGAUGUCACUAUGGCUGGGGACGUCCUCAAGACCAUUCAGCGCAUCGUGAGGCAGCAGGGCCAGCUGUCGGUGGAGGAGGCGGGCGCUUUCAUCAGCAAGCUGCGGGAUGACAGCCGAUACCACGAGGAUAUUUUUGGAGUCACCCUGCGUACGUAUGAAGUGACUAACCGCCUUAGAUCCGAGUCUAUUGCAUUCAUUGAGGAGAGCAAAAAAGAUACGGAUGAGGUUUUCUGCUCCUAACCGGACCCUUUGCCCCAGAGGGGAUGCCAGACCAGUCCUGCUGCCCCCUCCAGCCAGAGGGCACUGGGUUUUGUAUUUCACGAACACGGCGGCUCCUUUUCCGCGGGGAACUGCCAUGGGAAAGCGCUCUGUCUCUCAUCCUGUUGUUGUGUCCUGAUGAUGAUUUUUAUUUCUUUUUCUUUCUCUUUCUCUUGCUCUCUCUCUUGUCCUGUGGCAGUUUCUUUUCACCCCUGUUUCCCUUCCCUGGAUUGCCCCACUGAAGUACAAUGGCUUUAUAAUCCACAGUGGCUCUUAAAAAGUCAACAUUUCUCCUUCUCCUCAUGAGGGCAUUUUGCAGCUGCAUGAAACCACCAUCCUCGUGAUCAUCCGCGGUCUUGGUGUUUUGGGGCAGAGCGGAGGCACAGGGGGCUGGGCGAGGGGGUGCACAGGUUGGCUAGUUCUCGUUGCUUGACCACAGCUGGGGGUUGUUCUCCCACUCCCCAGGGCCCCUCUUCCCCCAGCUCGGGACUCGGCUGAAUCUUUGCAUGGUCUUUGCUUUCCUUUGGACUCACACAGGCCUGGGCACAUGUCCAGGUGGGAGGCAGAGGAUGUGCCGUGCUCUGGUGCCCAUGAACUUUGCCCAUCCCCAGGCAGCCUGGGUGCAGACGUGCUUGCUUUGAUCCGAAGGCUGGGCCGUCCCUGAUUCACGUAUUGCUGAUUAACACGUAACGAUUUCGCCUAAACGGGCUCCGCGCUGUGUUUGCCGCCUCCUCCGCUCCCUGUUCCCCACGUUCUCCCUCCGCUGGCCCCUGCUCCCUUUGCUGCCCCCCUCCCACCGGUGCGAAAGUCCUCCCACGAGGAGCAAGCCCUCAACGCGCAGGCUGUGCGUGCAGGCAGAGACCGUCGGCAGCGACGGCCUGUGCCUCCAGCCGCCCAGCCAGGCUGUCCUCCAGCGGGCUGUACAAGGGACGCGCGAUCCGCAGCGCAGAGGGGAACAGGUUAGCCGUGAAGCUGGCAGCAGAGAUUGGGGAAUCGGUUGCAUCCUAGAGCUUCGCACGCCGCAAACGCAUGAACCCACAUCCAGGAGAGCCUGGCAGGCCCCAGGGCUGAGAGAGGAGCACCUCCAACCCCAGCUGCAAGAGGCACCUCCUGCUAGCGACGGCCCUUGGGAAGCAGCGCUGGGCCAGUGUGGGGGCUGCUGAGGCUCGCUGCGUCCCUCACACAGUGCCCGGGGCUGUUGCAAGCCCAGAGCAUCAGCUCCAGCUUAGUGCAGUCUCACGAGCAGUUCUGGGUCAGCAGAGCCCUAACCCCAUGCACAGCUUUGAGAGCAGAAACCACCUGCACAGAGUGACCUGCUUGGCAAAAGAAAUAUGUGUGGCCUCUUGGUGGCAAGCCAGUCCCCUGCGUAGGCUCUGCGCCACCUGCAAGCGGCACGAGCUGUCUCUGCCCGGACACCCCGCGUGACAAGGGAGGUGAGAUCGGAUGCAAAGGCGCUGCGUGACUCUGGGCUCUGACACACUCGCACCUCAGCCCUGCUGCAAGAAAUCUGGCCCCAAAAGCAGUCCUUUAGCAUGAUCACAGGGAGAUAUCAGUCCCUUUUCGAGAGCAAAGCUGUCAGCAAGGUAAAGCAUGUGUGACCUUGCGUGCCCUUCCUCCGUCUGCUGCCUUCCUCACCCUGUUCCCCCUGGGAAGAAGGUUCUUCCUCCCUCAUUGCCAGGGUGAGGGCAGAUCGUGGCUGCAGCUCUCGCUGGCAGCAGGGUAUGGGGCUGUUUUGAACGUGCUGUUCCCUUCCUCCUGCCCCUACUCCGCUAAACUGUGCUGGUGCUUGUACGGAGCAGGGCACCUGCACUGGUGCUGGCAGAGAGGUUUGCCCAGGAGCUGUAAUGGUGAGUUUUGCUUUCAGAGGCUUAAGAUUAGCUGCCCAAAGCCAAAGUCUGAACAAGAAGAGCUGCAUGGGGCUUGCUGCUCUCCCAGCCUGUGGUGCAGCCCACACUGGCUCCACUGGUCUCAGGCUGUGCAGUAUCACACCCUCGGCUGGGGCCUCCAACCCUUUCCUGCUGCUUGGCUAGCCACAUCUUCCAGCUGCCAUAUCCACCUUCUGCAACCUCAACUCCCUGAAAGCUUGAAGCAGCUCUAGCCUGAAAACCCAGGAGCAAAAGACCCCCAGACACGGAGGGAUUUGAGAUCCAGGUCUCAGUUCUGUCAGUCCCAGCCGAGCAUGGAGCGUGCAGUGAAAUGCGAAGGGAUGCUGCCACGGUGUGGCCGUAGCCGAGCUCGCUGCGCUGGAAGGGAGCCGGAGCAGGGCUUCCAGCCAGCUCCAAGUAAGGCCGGCUUUGUGACUCUGCCUGGGGACUUCACGAUGGGAGUCGUAAGCAGGACACGAAAAAAGGCAGCCUCCGGUCCACCUUGCACCAUAAUCCCAGAGAAUUUGGUGGGAUGGGAGAGCUGGGUCUCUUGGAUGCUGUGACUUGUGAAUUUGGGCAGAGAUCCCACUUGCGGGAGCCAAAUCCCUGGCCCUAGACCUGUACGCACAGAGCAAGCUUGUCCCUAGCCCCUGGUCAGCCCCAUGGCUGACUCUGCAGACACAGAGUUAAAGAACAAAUGCAGAUCUCAUCCCCCUCCUUCUUGGAAGUUUGAUUCUGGCUCUAGACUUUGUGCUUUUAUCCUUCCUUUACCAGAAGUAUUGAUGCAACCUGCAAAGGAGCUAGUCCUCAAAGAAAUGCCCUUGUCCUCAUCCUCUUUCCAGCUUAUCCUGUGUUGCCAGCAAUUAGUUUUCUUCCUGUUCUGCUUCCUGCCCCUCUUGCUAUAACAUCUCCCAGCUGGGAGUUGCAUUGCUGCUGCAGGCUGUCUGCCGUGAGAUCAGCUUGCUCUUCCUGCCCCAAAAGUCUGCCCUCUCUCUCCUUCCAUCUGAUAUGCCAGCGAAAAUGCCUGGGAAGCACACGGAGAAGGGAACGCAGUGGUGUACUCAGCCUCCCCUGUUGCCUUCAGUGGGAUUUCCAAAGCAUCUGUGUGAGGCAGGCAGCCAGCCCAUCUCAAGUUCAAUAGUCAUCAAGUAGAUGAAGCCUCCAGAGCCCUUUGGAAGGGAAACGCUGUUUUAAGGCCAGUCUGCCUGGCCCAGGAGAAGAAAAGCCGUCCCUGCCAUGAAGAUCCAUGAAGCUUGUAUCCCUCCAGGGCUCUGCGCUGCCCUCUGUUUCCUUGGUCUGAGUAGGACUGUUUGCUCCUCGCAAGCCACAUGACUGGGAAAUUUGGUUUGUUGGUUUUUGUUGAGUCAGUCCCAGAUGUCUCAGCUUUUCCUUCAUCCCUCUUACCUGCAGGGGACUGGCGCUCCCCUCAAGCUCAAUUUUCUCCCUCAGCAAAGGGAGAAAUUAACUUGUGAAUCUGCUUUGUCAUUCCACAAAUGCCACUCUUUCACCAGUUGUCUAGACUCUGCUUAUCUCAGUGUGACGUGUCUGACACGUGGGUGUAGACACAGUAUCUCCAGCAUGCAGAAAUGUCAGAGCAUGGUAAGGUCUCCGGCAGGCCGGUGUGAUGAGGUGUCUGGGGGUGUCACACCUGGAGGUGUUGUGCCUCUCAAGCUCUCGGCUCACAAAUCCAUCAUCCCGGGGUACCUCCUGCCCUUCAGGCUCCCACACACCCUGACGUGGCUUCUGCGGCAAGGGGCUACUAGACCUGAUGGACUCCCGGCCUCAUCGAGUGUGCAGUUUCUCUCUUCCUGGAUGUCCACCACCACCGUCUGUUUUGCAGCAGCUCAUCUCCCUUUCAGUUCCCAAGGAUUAAACAUAAGGAAGCUCUACUCCAAACACAAGAGUCGAUGUUCAAGAUAUUAUCAAAAGACUCUAGAAUUUUUUUUCCCAGCAUUUUAAUUUGUAAGUUUUUCAGAUGUCCACAGAAAGUUGUAUGUGUCAACUGAAAACUUACAGGGAAUGGUUCUGUGUUUUCCCAACCCACAGUGUCCACUAACAGGGAAAAAUAAGUUGUUCAUUCAGUGCAAGGGUAUCAACUGCCUAUGCUGAUGACUUCAGAGGUUUCAUCUCCCUAGAAGGGCUGCUUGGGAGUUUGCUGUUCUUCUUUCUAUUCCUAUUUAUGAGAUAUCCAAGAGAUGGUGGGAAAAUAAUGAGACUUCUGUCAUCACGAAUAGACUUGCAAAGAUGCAAAACCUCUACCAUCCUUGCUGGGUAGGCCUGAACUCAUUGCACUGGUGGAACUGAACCAGUAGCCUCCAUGCUAGCCAGAGAAACUGGGUUUGAGUUUGAGCUGUCUUGCUACCUGUCCCACGUCCUGUGCCUACGUGUCCCCACUGGCCAGCAGACAGGCUCAGUCCACGCUUAGAGCAGCUAAGCCAAUGUGUCCAUGCAUGACUGGGAAACCUGCACUUGCAUCCUGAGCUAAUGUGGUUGUAUCUAUGCAGAAGAGGAGAUGGGAUGAGAACGGAGCUGCAUGAACCUCUGUGUCCAGUCUGUGAUUGCUCCAUUUGUUGCUUUAUUGUUAAUAUACGAUGCCUCUCACCCCCUCCCAGGCUAUAAUCCAGGCUCCCUCCAUCACCUCCCUCCGGAGAUCCCUCCUUUCUCCUUCUUUGCCCUGUCUGCCCAGCCAAAAGGCACAGCAAGCUGCUCAGCAAAGGUUGGUCCUGGGGAUGGCAAUGGACUUUCAGUGCCUUGUGCUGGGAAGAGACUACUGCUCUGGAGUUGCUCUCCCAUUCCUGCUGUCUCCAGAGAUGCUCCAGGGUGUUGAGCGGAACAGAUGAUUUCAUUUUACAAGUGAAAUUCUUGGUGGGCAAAUUCCCCUGGAAUAACUAAGAGCAAACUUUUAUCCUUCCUCAGCUGUGCUGUGCAAUUAUCUGCCACUGACGGGGCUUUGUAGGGGGUAGGAAGGAUUUGCAGAGUUAGAGACUUUCUGGGUGCAAGCUGGACACCAUCUUCUGUGAGCACCACUGCUCUGUGAAAACCUACCACAUACUGGCGGGAUGCGUUUUUAGUAAGGUGUUGGGGGAAGGUGCAUGUUUGUGCUGCAGCCUCAUGGACUUGCGCCAGGGCCCAGCCAAAGCUGCUGCAUACCUUAGUACUGCCGAAGCCUUUGGAGUCCUCUGAUUUAUACCUAUGGAGGAGCUGCAGAGAGUUCCCUGUGUUUUUGGAAGGAGAAUUUUAUGAUCAAAACUAAAUUUUGCUCCUGCUUUCACUGGGGACCAGUUCUUGGAUUCAGCAUUGCUCUGAUAACUUUGCAAUUGCUUUUAUAGUUCCGGAGGGGAGCACAGUCCCUUUACAGAACAGAUGGAGAUGCACUUUCAAGACCAUUCAGCUUUGCUGCAACUCUGUCUUUGCUAUGGCAGUUUCCUCUGCUCUAACAGGAGGAACAAAACGUGGCCAGUGCUGAACACUCCUGAAAACUGUGUUCCCAAACUCAGACAAAAUUAGUGCAGCGUCUAAGUCCUCCCAGACACAAGAUGCCUUGUGGCCAUGCCUGUCGGCUUCAGCGGUGUUGGGGAUGUUCAGCGGCUUGCAGGAUCAGGCUUUCAUAGCAGCAACAGCAGCAGCAGUUUCUUGAUGACAGUAUUUUCGCGUGUGUCAAUCAGCACUUGCACUUGCCUGCAAUGCAUGACUCUCUAGUAACCCAUUUGAAAUCUUCCCUCGGCGGGGAGAUCUGAGCUCUAGCUUCUUCCAUAUGGCCAUGUGUAUUUAACAGGAAUUCAGGGGAGCUGGAGAAAGCUAAUGAGAUUGCUGCUUUAAAGCACUUGGUUCCAGAAGUAAAACAGACCUUACUAGAGAUCGAAAUCUGCUUGAUUCUAGUAUGGGUACAAGGGCAAUUCAUCAAAUACUUAAGCAUUGUUAUGCAGAUAUAUCUUUUUCCAGUUGUGCCAGGAAUAAAGCAGACUAGAAACUCUUGGCUUCCACCCCUACAGAUGUUGCCAAUGAAGGCUAUGAUGGAAGUCUGAGCCAUUGAAAUCACAGGGGAAAAAAAAUCACAGAAAGUGAGUUCAUAGCUGAGCAGCCGUAGCUUGUUUUCUGAUGAGAGCACGUCACUGCAAUGAGCUGACCACAAAGGCUGCUGUUUUCCUGCCUCCUCAUUCACGUGUCUACCUGACCAGAUAUCAGGGAGGGAGGAAAUGCUUCAAAAGCACGAAAAUCAGAUGUGCGAGCUUUGUCCUGAGAGUCCUUUAUUUAAGGGGAGCCUACAGGCCAAGGCUUUGCAGCUACUCUUCAUUACUGCGGCAAGGAAGCGGGCAAGACACCUGGGAUUUCUCUUGUAUCCAGUGGCCAAACCUUGGAGAAGAAGUUGUCCUGGGGCUGUGGGACAGCGGGAGAGCAUCGCUCCCAGGCUCCGGAGCUGGGCUGGGGUAGACUCCUACAUAGCCUGAUUGCAGUAUUUGCACACAGCUCUUUGCAGGGCUGGCUCAGAAACCUCUCUGCUAGUGAAUAAUUCUGGACAAGUAUUUUUAAUACUUCCAAAAUUUGAAGACUUUAAAUACUGAAAAAGUCAAUCUAAAAGAUCAACCAAGGCCAGGUGUCUUUUUGUUGCCAUGUUUACACAUGUUGGUUUUAGGCAGGGAAAGCAAAAAAAAAAAAAAAAAAAAUCUGCAAACAGCUUGAGGACAAAUUAAAUUAGCUAAAAAUCACCAUUCCCUUUGCAGGGGAGGAGGAAUUUCACUUGUUUAAAAGAAGAAGAAGAAAAAAAGAGGUUCCCUAUGUGAAUUGUCCUUGAAAAUGUCCUCAAGCUGCAGAAGUGGGAAAUCUUUUAAAGUCAUCUGGCCCCAAAUUUUAUUUUUAAUUUAAGAUCUUGAGUUUCCAUUCUGAAAACCUGCAUGUGCUUUCAGAUUUAUGAAUUAAAUUCAAAUUCAUACAGGAACCCAAUCACUUCAUCUCAGAAAGAGCCACAGGUUGAAAUACGCAAAACAUCCAGAUUGGGAACACUUUCUUGAAUCACUUCAAUAACUGACUUCUCCCUCCUCCAAAAUAAUGGGGAAAUGUGUGAAAAUAUCAAUUGCUUUUGGCUGAAAUUGAAUAUUUUGUCUCCACAAUAAUUGCUAGUAGAAUUUUCAAAAUGUUACAAGGGCAAUAAAACUGCCUUCACAUGUACACAACUCCAACAGGCAUCAGAGCUACUCUCUUCCAAACCUGCUUUUAUAAAUUUUUCUCUCUGCGUGAUUGUGAAAUGGAAUCAUGUCUUAACAAAAUAUGCUUUACAGUACUCAGCAGGUUGUCUGGAAACAGCAAGCGACAUUUCAGAAUCUCCCAGUGCCCAGCAUUGAAGUGAUGGCUUCAUAGCCAAUGAAAUUCAAUGCAAAAUUCCACUUUGCUAGGAAUCAACAAAACAGCCAAAUGUCCAGAAUUCCCAAGGCUCGACGUGCUCUGCUGUUCUGAGAUGCCUUCAGAAACCCUGGGCUCUAUAUGCCGAAAAGAGCUUGAGAAUAGCAACGGUUCAGUUGCCUGGUCUGUAGCAACAUCCGGCAUUCUGCUAGAUUUUGCAUGAUUCCCCAGGUAGCAGAUAAGCAGAGUCAGAUGACUUUCAGCCAGGACUCAUUGCUUUUUAGAUUGCAUGUAGUUAGAAACAGUAGUAGUUCUGCCAGCUGCCCAGGGAAUUUGAUAUUCAGUGCCAAUUAAUUUUUGUAAUAGGAACAGGGAUUCAUUCCCGUUAUUCCCUUAGGCACCUUUGAAAUGUCAAAGCCUCAAAAGUUUGUUUGUUUGUUUGUUUUCUGGUGGCCUUUUUCCUGAAGAGCAGUGGUGCGGAGAUGAGAAAGGGGACCACUCUGCGAAGGGUGGCAGCUUUGGGGCAGGCAACUCCCAAACUUUCCAUUGUAGAGGUUUUCUAGACGCUCAGAUGUGGGUAAAUUCUGCUCUGCUAGACGGAACUCCAGUCUCUCUCUAGUCUCUGGUUCUCCUGCUCCUUCCUCCCUCCUCCCAGCACCUCCUCAUGUCACUGUGCCUUCAUUUGGUUUAUAAAAUGAUGCCGUGAUUUAAGACUGGCACAUUGACUUUACUCCCAUUUUGCAUCCCGUAAGACAGGUAUGUUUGGAGGGGGGUAGUUAAUUUUGUAACUUUUAUUGUGAUUCUAAGGUAGGUUUCUUCCAAGGAGUGAAGGCGUGGGGACAGAAGGAGCAGGGAUGAGCAGGAGUUAUAUUUGAUCAUACCAGUGCUUUAAGUGGUCAGAAACAUGGUUUUCCCCUACCUCUGAGCUCUCAAUGCUGCUAAAAUCUCUGCCAUUCAUACAAUGUACUCCAGCCCCUCUCUUGGACUGACUCUGGCUCUGUUUGCAAGAUAUCCACAUUGUUCUAAAGCAUGCACCUCUUUCUGUAUAGUUCCGAUCUUCUGAUUUUAUGGAAUACAAUACUUAUGCCUGUUUGCAUUACGGUCAAAUAAAAAAGUGAACUAAAAUGUCGUGGACUUCAUUCUUCUCUUAUCUCUGGGUUCUUAGGGCUGAACAGCCUCUCCUGAUAUCUUGGCCUUGCUCUGUUUGUCCACCUGAGCUUUAAUAAAUAAAUAAAAAGCAGGAUGGUGGCA
Molecule: messenger RNA, 13422 nt
Organism: Dromaius novaehollandiae (emu)
Lineage: Eukaryota; Metazoa; Chordata; Aves; Casuariiformes; Dromaiidae
Gene: NOS1
Product: nitric oxide synthase 1
Exons: 29
Coding region: 629-4951 (1440 amino acids)
Biological process (GO): nitric oxide biosynthetic process
Molecular function (GO): nitric-oxide synthase activity; NADP binding; FMN binding
Source: RefSeq, a predicted model, not a curated record